CUUUCUUGUUAAGAUAAAAAAAACGCGGAACACUAGAUGGCGGUACCGUUAUAAUUACAUAAAAUAUGGGCGACAUCGCCUGCUCUGACGCAAGACGAACUUCCUAUCUCCCCAGUCUCUCCAAAAAUGGCGGACGCGUGUGGCCAAAUAUUGCUGGGAUCAGGGCUCACAGUCCUCUCCCACCCUCUGAUGUACAUUAAAGUCCUGAUCCAGGUAGGACAUGAGCCGCUCCCUCCCACCCUGGGCAGGAACCUGUUUGGCAGACAAGUUCACCAGCUGCCUGGACUCUUUGCUUAUGCAAAACACAUCAUCAAGAUCGAUGGGAAAGCGGGUCUCUUCAAGGGGCUUGUUCCCAGGCUCUGUGCCGGCUCCAUCGGCACCAUAGUGCACAGCAGAGUUCUGCAGAAAUGUCAGGAACAAGGCACACCUCAGGUAAUGGGAAGUCAGCAGAAGGCUGUGGAGGGCUCACUACAGCACGUUGUUAACGAGACGACCAAAGAGAUGAUAGCUCGCUCCUGUGCCACCCUCGUCACACAUCCCUUUCAUGUGAUUACUUUGCGAUGUAUGGUCCAAUUCAUUGGGAGAGAAACAAAACACAGCGGGGUGUUUGACUCCAUCGUCACAAUCUACAGAGAAGAGGGCAUCCUGGGCUUCUUUGCUGGUUUGAUUCCUCGUCUGCUCGGUGACGUCCUGUCUCUGUGGAUUUGUAACCUGCUGGCUCACCUCAUCAAUACAUACGCCAUUGAUGACUCGAUGAGUCACACAGGAGAAAUCAAGAACUGCUCUCAGGCUGUGACCGGGUUCUUCGCCAGUAUGCUAACAUACCCUUUUGUGUUGGUGUCGAACCUCAUGGCUGUCAAUAACUGCGGGCUUGCUGGAGGCCUGCCCCCCUAUGCAUCAGUAUAUCCCACCUGGGUGGACUGCUGGAGGCAUCUAAGCAGAGAGGGCAACAUGAGCAGAGGCAACAGUUUAUUUUUCCGGAAGCUUCCGCCAGGCAAGAUGUACGCAAGUGACCAGCAGAGAUUUUUUUAAAGCCUCAAAAGAACUGAGCUGAACAUAGUUGUGAUAAUGAAACAAAAAAAAGUCAACAUUGCCUGACCUGGGGAUGGACAGUCGGCACUUAAUCUUUUUUUUUUUUUUGUAUGCACUUGUUUGAUAUGAGGGUUUUUCUUCUUGAUAACCUGCCAUGUGAAAAUAAAAAACAUUAAUUUCCAGUUAAUUUCUAGGUUUUGUUUUAUUAACAGAAAUUUACAGAUUAAAACUGCAGUGUUGUAAAAUGAGAUGAAGAGUAACAUCUUUAAAAAUCACAUCCAAAAUGUGAUUGGAUUGCUCAAGCUGUCAAACCUGUCUAAAUAUAGUUAUGACCAAUGUGAAAGCCCUCCCCAUUUUUUUUUUUUUUUAAAUUUAGAAUAUUGACAAUGACUUACCUUCAUCCAUGUGAUGGAAUUUGUUGAAAAAAAGCACUUCAGUCUGCAUGUGGUUAUGUCUAAUAAUUCAAGUGGGACCUCUUGUCAUGUAGUAUUGUCUGUUAAUUAACAUGAUGCUCGCUGCUUGGCAGUAAUGCUAGUGGAAAGGAGGGCAAGGACCCGGAGGAUGUUCAGGAGCAUGUCUGGAUGUAUGCAGGCUAACCAGAGCUGACCAAUAUGUCUUGGCACUCUGAGCAAUUGUAUCAGCUCAUUCUGACCCGAAUAAAAACAGCUUUUUUCGACCUU
Messenger RNA from Etheostoma cragini (Arkansas darter), 1712 nucleotides. RefSeq names its product mitochondrial carrier homolog 2 (gene mtch2). Gene Ontology annotation, cellular component: membrane; mitochondrion. Lineage: Eukaryota; Metazoa; Chordata; Actinopteri; Perciformes; Percidae. Gene Ontology annotation, biological process: positive regulation of apoptotic process. The transcript is spliced from 13 exons. The record is from RefSeq and is a predicted model, not a curated record. The coding region runs from base 127 to 1032 and encodes 301 amino acids.